UCUUUGUCAAGUCGUCAUCAUAGAGGGGUUGCGGGGGAAGGAGCUGGGACCAGCGGAGAUUUUAAAUGCGCCGGAGACCGUAACGCACAGGCGGACAGCAGAAGGCUUGUUUUUGGAUCGGUAGAUGACAGCGAGGAGGCAGCAGCCGGAGCUCCGCUGACGGCUCGGAAAUGGGACAGACACGUUUGUUGUUGGAAGCGCUCCGUAUCGCCGUGAAGACGGCUUCAUUUGUUUUCGAUUAACCUGCAGCCUGCAGCUCGAACCGCUUAAACUUCAGGCUGAAGGGAGCUGAUCUGCUCACACUGACAGUCCUGCUAUUUCCAUCUGGAGCUGAUGAUAUGAGAGGCUCCCGGAGGCGGUGAUGGAGCUCCAGGAGUUGAGCUGGCUGUGUCUGGUGGGUCUCUUCCUUGCCUCGUUGGUCAUUGUGCUGGGAUGGCUGCUCCAGUACUCGCUGACUGUGCUGCGGCUGUGGAGAGCGAGGAACGCAGCAAAGCGGGACAGCAGAGAGCCAGCCUGGCGGCAGCAGCCCCAUCACAGCCUGGCUGGAGGUUUGUGGGGCUUCCUGCUGAAGCUCCGCUCAGGCCGGGAUGGAGGACCCGCAUCUGAGGCUGGGGUUAAAAGCUUGUUGACCUCUCUGUUCUCCUUCAAGUCCUUCAGGGAGCUCUUUCAGAGGACCUGGGUCAAAGCUCUGAACGAGCAAGCUUGCAGGCAUGGGAGCUCAAUUCAGAUAACUUUUGACAGCAGCCUCCAGUUAAGUGCUGCCUCUGCAAUAGAAAGCGUGACCUGCACUGACCAGUCAGCAAACCGAAUGAUUUUGCACUGUAAUUUUUCGGUAGACAGGAUGAUGUUCCCCGUGACGGUCACCCAGCAGUCACCUGCUGCCAUUUCCAUGGACACCUAUCAGAUCACUAUAGCACCCGUAGUGGCAAAGGUUGUGGCAUGCCUGGAGGAGGUUGAGGAUGAGGGUCUGCUGAUUUCCUGGACUCUUUCCAAGCAGCCGUCUUUUUCUCUGACAGUGUCUCCAUGCAAGCUGCAGAGACCGGGCACUGAGGGUGAAGCAGAUGUAGACAUGAUUAAGGGACUGAUAGAAGAUACUCUUUUCAGCACUGAGCCGGCCAUGGUCCUCAAUCUCAGGACGUCUGGCCCUUUGGCCCCCAUAGACCGUCUCUCUGUGGGAUUGAACUCUGUAUCCCAGAGCGUCUUGGUGAGACGACUACUCCUCCGACAGCUCAGGGUGACCUUAAGUAAAGGUCAGUGGUCUAAAUCAGGGGAGCUGUGCUGUGUCCUGAGCCUGGACCAACCCUCUACAGAGCGGACAACCCGCUUCCUGGCUGUGCCCAGGAGUGCCAAUGCUGCACUCGAAUGGAGUGAAGACGUCACUCUGGAGCUGAGCCCAGAAACCAAAGAGUUGAGAGUAAGACUUCUGGAGCGGAAUGGCAAAAGGGAACAAUUCCUGCCUGGUCACGCCUCCAUUGCCUUGGACAUCCUGGGCAAAGUUCCUACUGGACAGCACAUAUUGUCCAUAAGCUCUGGCCAAGAGUCGGCACCAAAUGCUGUCAUCACCACCGAGCUGCUGUACCUGGAAACAGAAGAGCCUAGCAGUGCCCAAAAUGCUCUGCUACUUCGCUCUUCGCUCACCCCCACCAAGAAGGUUGACGUGGACCGAACUAUCAUGCCAGACGGAACCAUCGUCACCACUGUCACAACGGUCCAGUCUCGACUCAAACUCGAUCGCAGUCCAGGUGAUUCCCCUUUGCGUUCUCCAUCUAAAGUGGAGGUGACUGAGAAGAAACCCACCGUCCUGCCUGAUAGCAGAAGCAGCAGCAGCCCCAACCCGAGCAAGAGCAGCCGCCUCUCUAAUGGCCUGGAUCCUGUUGCAGAAACCGCCAUUCGGCAGCUGACAGAGUCUGCAUCCAAAGCAGCGCGCAAGACGCCGACGAAAAGGAGCACGCUCAUCAUCUCGGGCGUGUCAAAGGUUCCACUUUCAGAAGAUAACUGUGCGUUAUCAGGCGGUUACGCUGCCGCCAUGGACGCAGCCAUGCACGGCAACCAUUAUGGGUCAGGGCGUCACCAUGACCCGGAUGAAACCACGCCCUCUGAUGUGUCAGAGCGUCCUUCUGUGGAUGAUGUGGAAUCAGAUACUGGUUCCACUGGUGCCUUGGAAACCCGCAGUCUCAAGGACCAUAAAGUGGGCUUUUUACAGAGCGGGACGAAGCUGCUUUUCCGCAGAAAACAUCGAGAGAAGGAGUCCUGCCUCAGCCAGUCCCACGAAGACAUCUCCAACAUGGGCAAUAACUUUACUGCUGCACCAAGCAUCAACCGUAAAAAGUCUGGCAGCUUCUCCCGUCGUCUCAUCAAACGCUUCUCUUUCCGCUCUUCCGGCAAAUCAAAAGGCAAGUCUGCUGCUACCAACGGAGGAGCAAGCGCGCUGGAUAACUAACUCUCCUCGUGGCUAGCGGACAUGGACACGGGCCGUUCUGACUUCUCUCAGAGUGUUUUCACUACGCUUCAGCAUGGGUCUUUGACAGGCUGAGCGCCCCAGGCGGGUUGUCAGCUGUACAGCUUUAAAGGAGGAUACCUCUGGGAGGGCUCCCCUCUGGAAAUAAAUUAUUGCACUUUCAGGACAGAAGUCACGUUAAAUCACGUCACUGAAACUAAAAUGUGAUCAUGAAUUCUUGUUAAAUUUGAGGAGAAAUCUGCUGCUCGGUGAGGAAAUGUUCUGUGCCCCCAUUGAACACAAACUCCGGUGGGAGUGUUGGACUGGCACUGGUGGUGAAAACACUACUAAACUUUUUAAAUGAUGUAAAAUGCCACUGAUGCUAUUGGUUGCACAUUGGACUUUUUUUUUUUUUUUAAACAGCACAUAUGAAGUUGAUGGUUGUAAAAGUGUAAUUUAUUAAUAUGUGGGACUCAUUAAACAAGUGCUAUUUAUUUGAACCCCUAAAACUAGUCAUCAUAGCCACAUUACACUCUAAUAUAGAGACACUGAAGUGUGUUUUCCAUACAAAUGUAAUUUUAAACACAUAGUUUAAAUAUGUUUUGAAAGAAAUGUCUUGAUCUAGCUAUAAUGUCCAUUCACAUCUGCUUCGACAUUGGUUUUAGAAUGAUGUUAAAUGUUGUAAUCUUAUAUAAAAGCCAGAGAAGAUCAUACAUUUAUUGUACUUUUGCUUUACAAUGCUGCUUUCUAUCGAGUAUCAUAUCUUCACUUUCCUUUUGAAAAAUUUAACCGCCCACCAUCUUGAGCAGAUUUGUCAAGCCAAGGAGGUGAGUUUAAACUUUUAAAACUCUGGCAGUCUUCUGUUAAAGAAAAACGGCGACACGAUCGGGUGUGAUCUGCUCUUCUCGUGACUCCGCUCCACGCUUCUGCAGAUUUCAUUAUUGCAACAGCUGUCAGUAACUGCAGGACAUGUCGUGUUAAAUGCCUCAAAAGGGUCGCAGGCAAAAUCACCUGCAGAGAAUGCUGACAUGUGAUUAGUUCCUUCCUAUGAACUAACAUAGUAAAGCAUUUCCUGUGUGAGCAUUUAGGAUCGUUAUUAUAAUGUAAUAUUUUUAGAUAUGUGUAAGUCAUACUAAAAUAUUUCUGCAGUUUAUCUUUAAAAAAAAAAAAAAAAAAAAAAAGGAGCUUAGUGUGUCUCAGUGUUCACAAAGGGUGUGCUCAGGCAAAGAGAGGGCUCGGUGUGGGGUAGAGUUGAAAUACUGUACUCAGGGUUUUAAUGAAAUCUAUUAGCAGCCACAGGUAUGAGGAAAGCUUCUGCGUCCUUUUAAGGCAAAUAGAUUCAGUGUAAAAUUGUACAUAUGUUUUAGGGCCGUUUCUGUCUCAUCUGAAAACAUGAAAAUAAUCUUUUAACUGACUAUGAGACGUCAGAAAAACCAAACUAAAUAAAUUGCUAUUUUUCUUUUUCAAUUAUUCUUUUUUUCCCUCCAUAACAGGAUAUUGAAAGAGGGGGAGGCUCUGCUGUCGAAGGGCACAUGCUUUACAAAAACAAUUCCAAAUGCUGAAGAAGAGAACAAAGGUUCUUCACCCUCUAAAGGCACAUAGAAUAAACGCAAAUAUAGAUUUGUGGCUGUAUUGUGAAACAGAAAGUGGCUGCAAAAUUGAUGACUUCUGUUAUAUUUUAAA
This is a messenger RNA of Archocentrus centrarchus (flier cichlid), 4120 nucleotides long. It is a transcript of the gene c2cd2l, whose product is annotated as c2cd2 like. Lineage: Eukaryota; Metazoa; Chordata; Actinopteri; Cichliformes; Cichlidae. Gene Ontology annotation, biological process: positive regulation of insulin secretion involved in cellular response to glucose stimulus. Gene Ontology annotation, cellular component: cytoplasmic side of apical plasma membrane. The transcript has 15 exons. The coding region runs from base 362 to 2440 and encodes 692 amino acids. The record is from RefSeq and is a predicted model, not a curated record. Gene Ontology annotation, molecular function: phosphatidylinositol transfer activity; phosphatidylinositol binding.